UAAUUUGUACGGAGUCCAAAUUCGUCACGGUUUAUGGAGUCCACGGAGGCGGAGCUUCCAGGGCUGCGAAGGACCCUGGCGGAGGAGGACGUAGCCUGCGAAUUUGGACAUAGCUCAAAGGAACAACCUUGACGGAUGGCUGCUGAAGAACGCCACAGUAUGAUGUAAAUAAAGCGAUGCUGCGUGCGCCUCGAUGGCUUUGGUGCCGCUGCGCUACUUCUGCUAUGGCUGCGUGGUGACGUCAGCCGCCUGGGCCCUGCUCCUGCUCGUUUACUUCUCGCGGACGGCCGAGCCGGGUCUAGGCAGAAACCCAAUCGGACCACGCCGCCGGGCCGUCGCUGAGGGGCCAGCCCACCAGGGAGUCGGUGAGGAUGCGGGUGCCGCCGGGUUGUUGCCAGAAAUGGGUAUGAUUUUCAACCAGGCCGAUCAGGAAGUGCGGGACACCGGCUACCGUCAGCACGCCUUCAAUGUACUGAUCUCGCGCCGCAUCGGUCCUCGCCGCCAGCUGCCCGACACCAGGGACCGCAGGUGCGCUGACGAAGCCUAUCCCCAGAAUCUCCCGUAUGCCAGCGUGGUCAUCUGCUUCUUCAAUGAGGCCAUCUCCGCUCUCACCAGGACGGUCCAAAGCGUGUUGGACCGGACGCCAGCUCACCUCCUCCAUGAGAUCAUCCUGGUGGACGACCACAGCGAGCUCGCUGAGCUGAAGGACGACCUGGACCGAUAUGUGCGUGAGCAGCUGCCCCGAAAUGUCAAACUGCUACGGAACCAGAAGAGAGAAGGACUCAUUCGAGGGCGCAUGAUCGGAGCCAAGCACGCCACCGGUGAGGUUCUGGUGUUCCUGGACAGUCACUGUGAGGUGAACCAGGCAUGGUUGCAGCCCCUGUUGGCGGCCAUCCGGUCGCAGCGCCGCGCGGUGGUUUGCCCCGUCAUCGACAUCAUUUCUGCCGACACGCUGGCCUACUCGCCAUCCCCGGUGGUCCGCGGCGGAUUCAACUGGGGAUUGCACUUCAAGUGGGACCCCGUCCCCGCCGCCCAGCUGGCCGGGCCCCGGGGCGCCAUUGCACCAAUCAGGUCUCCCACCAUGGCAGGUGGUCUAUUUGCAAUGGACAGGGACUACUUCAACGAGCUGGGCCAGUACGACGCCGGCAUGGACAUAUGGGGUGGCGAGAACCUGGAGAUCUCUUUUAGGAUUUGGAUGUGUGGCGGAGAGCUGCUGAUCAUUCCGUGUUCCCGCGUUGGUCACAUCUUCCGCAAAAGGCGACCUUACAGUUCCCCGGGCGGUCAUGACACCAUGGCCCACAAUUCCCUACGCCUUGCUCACGUUUGGAUGGAUGACUACAAGGAGCAUUUCCUGUCCCUGCGUCCUGAGCUGCGCGAGCGCGACUUUGGCGACAUUAGCCAGCGUUUGGCGCUGAGGAAACGUCUGCAGUGUCGCUCGUUCAGCUGGUACCUGGACAACGUUUAUCCCGAAAUCAACAACAAGCUGCAGGCCCCACCGUUGCUUAGCAACAAGAAGGCGGCGCGCCCCCGGGUGCUGCGCCGAGGACGGCUGCACAACAUAGCCAGCGGACGCUGUUUGGUCGCGCAGACACGAGUCAGUCACAAGGGCGACACCGUGGUGCUCAGACCCUGUGACCCCGGCGACCCGGAACAGGAGUGGACAUACGACGACGAAGGUCAGCUCAUCCUUUCUGGCCUGCUGUGCCUGGACAUGUCGGAGGUUCGAACUGCUGACCCGCCCAGACUUAUGAAGUGUCACGGCUCAGGAGGGUCGCAACAGUGGAGCCUUGGGAAGUCUGCGCGUGUGUACCAGGUGUCUGUUGGUCAGUGUCUGUCCGCCGCCCAGCCAUCAGGCAUUAAAGGUCACGUUGCCAUGGCGAUAUGCGACGCUUCGCUGCCGCAGCAGUGGCAGCUGGAGGAGGGCAGAGCUUGACCUAACCACAAUCCAAUCAAUGACAAUCCAAUCAGUUUUUAAAAUGACGUGAUUGUUCUUCCAUUUGAUUUGGGGUUUUAAAUCCCGAAACGGUUAUGGACUUGGCAUGAAAGCGCUCUUGUAAAUAAAUCUUCAAGUUUAUUCCUUA
Messenger RNA from Syngnathus typhle (broad-nosed pipefish), 2081 nucleotides. RefSeq names its product UDP-N-acetyl-alpha-D-galactosamine:polypeptide N-acetylgalactosaminyltransferase 11 (GalNAc-T11) (gene galnt11). Gene Ontology annotation, molecular function: Notch binding. The transcript is spliced from 11 exons. Gene Ontology annotation, cellular component: Golgi apparatus. Lineage: Eukaryota; Metazoa; Chordata; Actinopteri; Syngnathiformes; Syngnathidae. The record is from RefSeq and is a predicted model, not a curated record. Gene Ontology annotation, biological process: regulation of Notch signaling pathway. Bases 194 to 1933 code for a protein of 579 amino acids.